AAAGAAGAGGAAAAACAAGAAAAAAAGAAAUAAAAGACAUCUUUUUCCCGUUCUUGCACAUAGUAUUUAUAGGACGCCUCGAAAAUCUUGGUCCUGAAAAUGGGUGCUUCUGAAAAACAUCAUCAAAUGGAUGCAACUGCUGCGGAUUCUGAACAAUGGGUUAUUGCUGGAAUUGCACUGAGAGCUCCAAUGAAGCCGAUUUUCACCAAGUCAGUGGACAAAAGGGGCGCUGAAGAUGAGCUUUCAACGACUCCGACUUCAGCGGAAUCAAGAAUUCCGAGAGGCCUGCCGUGUCCGCCGGCCCCGAAGAAGCGAAAACCGGCUUCUUCAAGACGCCAUUGCUUCGAAGUGAGAGAGUUCUUCAAUCACCCUGACUUGGAAACGAUCUUCAUACGCCGGUUUGAGGGGGCCUGAAUUGUAGAAUUCCUCCAUAGAAUUGCUUGGACUUCAUUAAAAACCCCAAGUUUUAGGUUUUUACCUUUCUUUUUUCGAAUUUACGGCUCGUAGGUUUCGUGAUCUUUCUACUGUAUUCUUCAGUAACAGUUUAGUUCAGGAUUCUGAUGUACAUGGAUGGCCGCCUAAUGUUGGUUCUCUUCUCUAUAUGACAAUGCUAUGGCAAUUUGAUGAGUAUUUUGGUUGUGCUUUCAUU
Molecule: messenger RNA, 649 nt
Organism: Sesamum indicum (sesame)
Lineage: Eukaryota; Viridiplantae; Streptophyta; Magnoliopsida; Lamiales; Pedaliaceae
Product: cyclin-dependent protein kinase inhibitor SMR6
Biological process (GO): regulation of DNA endoreduplication
Source: RefSeq, a predicted model, not a curated record